Molecule: messenger RNA, 873 nt
Organism: Fibroporia radiculosa
Lineage: Eukaryota; Fungi; Basidiomycota; Agaricomycetes; Polyporales; Fibroporiaceae
Exons: 5
Coding region: 1-873 (290 amino acids)
Biological process (GO): protein catabolic process
Molecular function (GO): protein-N-terminal asparagine amidohydrolase activity; protein-N-terminal glutamine amidohydrolase activity
Source: RefSeq, a predicted model, not a curated record
AUGGACGUGCAAGAUAGGACAAGUUGGAGAGAAUAUAAAGACGGCCGCAAGGCUAUGCGAGAGCCUCGUUCUGUGGAUCUUGUGUGUCUGCCGGAGAUGAUCUUCACUGGUUAUGUCUUUCCGGACGCAAAGGCUAUAAGCCCACACUUGGAAGACCCUAAGACGGGCCCGACAUCUCGCUUCUGUGCCGAUCUCGCUGCACGACUGCACUGCUAUGUCGCUGCUGGCUAUCCGGAGCGUCAUGGGCCUCAUGAAGCCGAGAGACGAGUUACGGAUGAAGGAAAUGAAAUCACCACCGUUGGUGCCAACAGUGCUGUGAUGUAUGGUCCAAACGGUGCUCUUGUAGGAGGGUAUCGCAAGACCAAUCUGUUCGAAACCGACAUGACUUGGGCUAAGCCAGGAACUGGCUUCGUGACAUUCGAUCUACCCUCACCCUUGAACACUGUCAGUCUUGGUAUCUGCAUGGACCUGAAUACUGAGCCUCCUGCAAUGUGGACGCUCUUAGACGGACCAUACGAGAUGGCCAACUACUGCAUCGAACGCAAGACGACCCUCCUGGUCUUGUUGAACGCCUGGCUUGAUUCGGGUAGGGGUUCAGAUGAAGAAACAGACUGGCAAACGGUCAACUACUGGGCCGCAAGGCUGCGUCCACUAUGGGUGAAAGAUAGUGUCCAAGAUGAAAGAGCAGACGGGCAGUCUGAUGAUGUAGAAGAGACAUUCGUUAUAGUAUGUAACCGAUGUGGAAAGGAGAACGGCAUGACCUUUGCCGGGUCAUCCUCUCUCUUUAAUAUGAGGCGUGGGAGUGGCAAGCCACGCUUGUUACAUACAUUAGGACGCCAGGAGGAAUCAAUCGCGGUGUGGACGAUACCAUAA